Messenger RNA from Thalassophryne amazonica, 3917 nucleotides. It is a transcript of the gene txndc11, whose product is annotated as thioredoxin domain containing 11. The transcript is spliced from 13 exons. The record is from RefSeq and is a predicted model, not a curated record. Lineage: Eukaryota; Metazoa; Chordata; Actinopteri; Batrachoidiformes; Batrachoididae. Bases 376 to 2937 code for a protein of 853 amino acids.
GUAAUACGAAUUACUCGCCACAGACGGUGUUGUCACUACCUAUAUCGCAGCGAUUCUUCAGGUCAGUAUCAAUUAACCUGAAGAUGAUCUCUCUAAAUUAUUAGUCGCGUUUUCUACUUGUUUCACGAGACAGCGACAAAAUCUUAAACCUUUGUCGGAAAUUGUAGACUCUCCCCGCUGUCGCUUGCGGAAGUGGAGCGUGUACGUGGGGAAGAAAGGUUGGUUUGACCGUAUUUGAAUCUGUGACACUGAAACAGGACUCAUGUCCAAUCCGGGAUAGUUUGUCACGACUUCUUCCCCUCCCAUUUCAAGCAAAACAGCCGUGUUGGGCAGCGGUAGCGUCGUAUAAAUGGGAGUCGAAGGCGACAGGCUGUAAUGCUGCGCCGGGUGCGGCAGACUUUGUGGCAGGUGCUGUUCCUGAUGGCCCGGAGACCCGACCUGGUGUGCGGGGUCCUCACGCUCGGCGUCCUCCUCACGCUGGCUGUCAAAUCCAAAUUCAGCCGUGCUAAAAAUGUGGUGGCCCCAGCUCGUCCUCCUGUGCGAUUCUUCUCCACUGAGGCGCCAGUAGUCGACCUCUACCUGGGUCAGCUAGACCAGGUGGAGCGUCUGAGGAGUGUGGCUGAGGUGUCACUCAUCUUCUUCUACGCGCCGUGGUGUGCUCACUCCAUGGCUGCUCGGCAGGAGGUGCAGCAGGUAGCGAAGAAGCUGGCCAAACAGGUGCAGUUUGUGGCUGUUAACUGCUGGUGGAGUCAGGGGAAAUGCAGGAGGAGAAACCGCUUCUAUCAGUACCCCACCAUCCACCUGUUUUACAGAAGGUUUGGCCCUAUCGAGUACAAGGGUCCGUUUGUGGCUCCCUAUGUGGAAAGUUUUAUCCUCAGAGUCGUCACGCCGCUGAUUUACCUUCCAUCCCGAUCCACACUUCAAGAGUUCCUUUCCUACCAUGAGUCCCGAGUGGUGGGAUUCUUUCAGUUCAAUGCCUCUCCUCAGCCACCAGGGUACGUCACGUAUCUGUCUUCAGCCCUGCAGGCCCUAAAAAGGGAUUUUAACGGCGUGGUUCGUUUCGGGGUGGUGACGAACAGACAUGUGGCGGAGGCCAUUGCUGUAGAAGAAGAUGAAACCGUUUACCUCCACAGACGCUUUAACUCUUCUCUGAUUUUCCCUCGUAGGGAACGUAACUUCACUUCAGAGGCCAUCUGCAGCUGGGUGUUUGAGCAUCAUGAGACCGUCCUCCAGUGGCUGCAGCCACCAGGAACAAAGUCCCACCUUCUGGAAGAAGAGCUGAAUAAAGGUCCGGCACUGCUGCUCUUCCUGCCGCACGAUCCACUUGGAUCAAAUCCCAGUCCAGAGCUACAGCAGAUUGCAGACAUUGCUGUGCGUUAUCAUUCCUGUGAAAAUGCCAAUCACUCCAGCUCGGAUAAAAGUGGCAGCUCUCCGUCCCACAGGCUGUGCUGCCAGUCAGUUGUUUUCCCAGAAUCCACUACAACUGCAUGUGACAUCUGCCUCGAUGUGUCAGGGCUGGGUGUACCCAGCUCCUCUGCACGCUGCUCAUUCCUCUCUACAUCUCAGGGAGCAGUCAUCUUUCAUUCUCAUCUCCUACACCAGCUAUUCAUGCGCCAAAAAACUGAAACCUCAGUGACCUGUGGCAGCUUUCUGAGCAGCUACAGUCCAUUCAGUCAAUACAGUGCCUGCUGCGCAAAACGCCAACUCAGUGAACAGUCUUCACAAGCCAAAGAGGUACCAGAUGUACUUCCCUCUUCCAACAUCCCCUCAACCUCUGCUGCUCACCCACAAGGAGGCGGAGUCACCGGGCUCCGGUGUCAGACAAACAAAACUCUGAGGUUCUUUCUGCUGGACACUGCCCUGACCUGGCCUCUGGCAGUGAGACUCGGUGCACGGGACAACACAAGUGCUUCUCAUCAGUUGGAUCCAGAGGCACAAGGAGAAGGAAGUGGCCGCGGGUCAUUUGCAGCCAUCGUGAACCUAAAAGACGAGGUUCAUUAUGUUCUGCACCGCAGCCCGGCAACCACGCUGACAGAGUCUCUGGAGACUUUUAUCAGGAACUUCAGCGCCCCCUACAGCCUGUUGCAGAGACACUUGGUUGGUGAUGAGGACAGGACACAGGGUGGAGAGGAAGAUGGACACACCCCUCCACGCCCCCUCAUUAAAGAGCUGAGCACAUCCUCCUUCCUGCACUCCAUCAUGGACCCUCAAAAGGAUGUGCUCCUGUUUUAUUACACACACUGGUGUGGAUUCUGCUCCGUUCUCAACCAUAUCAUCAUCCAGCUGGCCAGAUUACUACAGGGUAACAGCUCAAUCACUGUGACCAGGGUGAAUGUUGCUCAGAAUGACCUCCCAUGGGAGUUCAUGGUGGAUCAUGUCCCCACCGUUCUUCUGUUACCCAGAUACCGCAAACAUCUGAGUGUGAAGUUUCCAGACAACUUGCCCAUCACGCUGCCCAACCUGUUACGCUUCCUGCUGCAGCACAGCAGCUCUGUGCAUGAUGCAGAACAGCCAGUGAUGGCUUCAGGCCGGGCAGAGGGACCAGGACCCAGCAAAGUUUUCCACGCUCAGUUUCUGGAGCUGCAGCGUGAGGUUCAAACUCUCCAUCAGGCCCGCGAGCACCUUUCUCAGCAGCUGGCGCAGCUGUGGCGUGAGAACCGACGGCUGAAAUUUGACACGCACACCUUAGAAGCUGAGAACGCGGUGCUGCAACGCGAAAGGCAGAGCUUGGAAACACAGCACAGGGAGACGAGCCGCCAGCUGGGGGAGGCGGUGCGACGGCUGCAGGAGCUGGCAGACGCAUCGGAAAGCCUGCUGAGGGAGAACACGCUGCUCAGGAUCCUGCUGAGGAUGCUGAAAGACAGGACAGAGGUUAAGGAACAGGAAGAGUUGGAAGAAGACGAUACAGAACUCGACACAAACCAUGUGGCCUCCUGACUGUCGGCGUCCUCUGAAAGAGACUCAGAGAGGAGGACCACAACAGUCAGCAUGACUGGGAAGGAUGAAAACAGAGAGACAUGCUUACGUGAGGUGAAGUGAAGCUGAAGAACAGUCAAAUGCGACUCUUUUUGAUCUUCUCCAGUUCUGACAGCCUCUUUAAAGCUACAGUCUGUAGGAUUUGGUGUCAUUUAGUGGUGAUGUUGCAGAUUGCAUUAUGCUGUCACUGGUCACAGUUUUGUUUCCCUUCCCAUUUUGGCUUCUUCUGUGACAGGUAUUCAUGCCACUUUGCCUUCUGUUGAGAUCAGCAAUAUGUAUGAGCCUCCAUUUCACAAAAAUGAGGCUCCUUAAAGUUGUUAGCUUGCACUAGCAACCGGGAGACGGUGUAGAGAGGAGCAACCUCUGAUUCUUCCUCUUCAGUUUUCUAGCUGCACCACAGAAAGUGAAAGACUGAGUAAGUAUGUCCCCUUUGGCUUCUGUAUGAACACGGCGGUGCGACAUGGAGGCCCCUAUUGGGGGGGACUGUUCCUAUGGAUAUAUGAAGGGCUCAUUUCAAACUUGUGAAAACCCAGAUUCAUUGUUGCACAUAGUUAUACACUAAUGACCCGAUAGUUGUGAAGGCUGUCUUUAAUUUUUGUUUUUAAAAAAAACACCUCUAAAUCCUACACACUGAAGCUUUAAGUUAUAUGUUUGGGAAAUACAGAAAGAGGCCCCUGUGAUUUACAGCAUGGAUUCAGGUCAAGGGCGCCGAUUUAAAAUUUGACAUGUGGCACCUGCUGAGUGAUCUGAUGGUGACUUUAAAAGCACUUGAAUUUUUUUUUUUUUAAGGGGAUACAGCUGUUUUGGCAAACUAUUUUUACGUAAAUCCUAAAUUCACUAUAAAAUUUCUAUGUACUGCUUCAGGUAUUAAGAUUAAAAUGCUGCAAUUGUUUACAUGUGAAAUGUUGCACCUGUUUUUACUGAUUAAAUCUUUCACUUUA